AUGACUACAGAAGCAAAAAUUCUGCCCAAGAAGGGCGAGCGCAAUAUUCUCAUUACAAGCGCAUUGCCUUACGUCAAUAACGUACCUCACUUGGGCAACAUUGUCGGUUCCGUGCUCAGUGCUGAUGUUUUCGCCAGAUACCAUAAGGCCUGUGGCCACCCAACGUUGUAUAUCUGCGGAACAGAUGAAUAUGGUACUGCAACAGAAACAAAAGCUUUGGAGGAAAAGGUGACCCCAGAGGAGCUGUGCGCGAAAUACAAUAAAAUCCAUCAGGAGGUGUAUGAAUGGUUUGAGAUUGGAUUCGAUCACUUCGGGCGCACGCCGACACAAAAACACACCGAAAUUUCCCAGGCUAUUUUUAAGCGGCUCUAUGAAAAUGGGUACCUUGCGGAAAAGACCGCUGAACAACCGUUUUGCGAGACCCAUGGAUCCUUCUUAGCCGAUCGCUAUGUCGAGGGGGAAUGUCCACGAUGCCACUAUGACGAUGCUCGCGGAGAUCAGUGUGAUAAGUGUGGCCAUCUUCUUGAUCCGUUCGACCUCAUCAACCCGCGGUGUAAACUCGAUGGCGCCACUCCGGUGAAGCGAAACACGAAACACAUCCACCUCCUUCUAGAUAAGCUUCAACCAGCUAUCGAGAAAUAUGUUCUUCCUGCUAUGGAGAAAGCUAAUUGGCCGAAAAACUCCCGUAAUAUCACGGAAAAUUGGUUGAGAGAAGGCUUGAAGGACCGUGGUAUUACAAGAGACCUUAAAUGGGGCGUUCCCGUCCCCUUGGAUGGAUUUGACAACAAAGUGCUCUAUGUGUGGUUUGAAGCAUGCAUUGGCUACCCAUCAAUUACAGCUAAUUAUACCCCUGACUGGGAACUUUGGUGGCGCAAUCCUGAGGAUGUCCAGCUUUAUCAGUUCUUGGGAAAAGACAACGUGCCAUUUCACAGCGUCAUCUUCCCCGGAUGCCAGAUAGGAACCGAGGAUAAGUGGACUAUGCUUCAUCACCUCAAUACUGCUGAGUAUCUGAACUAUGAAGGUGGCAAGUUCAGUAAAUCUCGUGGAGUUGGUGUCUUCGGUAAUAACGCCAAAGAAACUGGUGUGGCCCCAGACGUGUGGCGAUACUAUCUCCUGAAGAACCGCCCUGAAACAGGGGACACUCAAUUCGAAUGGAGAUCAUUCGUCGAUAGCAACAACAGUGAGUUACUUGCCAAGCUAGGCAAUCUAGUCAACCGAGUGAUCAAGCUUGUUGCUGCGUCGUACGGCUCUACUAUCCCCGAAUUCACCGUCCCUGAGAGCUUCCAGCCCACCUUAGAUGAGGUCACGGCUCUCCUCCGACAAUAUAUUGAAGAAAUGGAUGGCGUACAUCUGCGCGCAGGUGUAAAUACUGCGAUGAAACUUGCCGAAGCCGGUAAUGGCUUAAUUCAAGCCAACCGACUAGACAACACUCUCAUCGCCAAUGAACCCGAGCGCGCCGCUGCCGUUGUCGGUACUGUACUCAACCUCAUCCAUCUCCUCGCUAGCGUUUUCGCUCCCUACCUCCCUGCUACUUCAAAGUCCAUUAAUGAGCAACUGGAUGCACCUUUCGCUCACAUCCCAUCACUCGAGGACAUCAAGGAUGGCUGGAAGCCCGUGGCAUUAAAGCCGGGUCACAAAAUCGGCAAGGCACAGUACCUGUUCUCGCGUAUCGACCCUAAAAAGGCCGAUAUGUGGCGCGAGCAGUUCGGUGGUUCUCAGGCCGACAGAGAGAAGAAGGAGGAGGAAGCUGCCAAGGUAGCUGCAAAGAAGGCAGCCAAGGAUGCGGCGAAGGCCAAGAAGAAGGAAAAGAGGGCCAAGGAGGCUGCAGCUGCUGCAGGUGCAGAUGGUGUUGCGCCUGUCGAAGCCACGGCUAAGGGGGGCGCGGAGUCAACCGAUGCCACGACGGAGGGGAAGAAUGAUGAAUCUGUCGAGAAGAUCACUGAUGGUGUUGCGCAGGUAACGAUCCCAACAUCGUGA
This is a messenger RNA of Aspergillus versicolor CBS 583.65, 1977 nucleotides long. Its product is annotated as methionine--tRNA ligase MES1. The transcript has 2 exons. Gene Ontology annotation, cellular component: aminoacyl-tRNA synthetase multienzyme complex; cytosol. The record is from RefSeq and is a predicted model, not a curated record. Bases 1 to 1977 code for a protein of 658 amino acids. Gene Ontology annotation, biological process: methionyl-tRNA aminoacylation. Gene Ontology annotation, molecular function: ATP binding; methionine-tRNA ligase activity. NCBI's taxonomy places the organism in Eukaryota, Fungi, Ascomycota, Eurotiomycetes, Eurotiales, Aspergillaceae.